This is a messenger RNA of Cannabis sativa, 3753 nucleotides long. RefSeq lists its product as uncharacterized. The record is from RefSeq and is a predicted model, not a curated record. Bases 2362 to 3687 code for a protein of 441 amino acids. The transcript is spliced from 4 exons. Lineage: Eukaryota; Viridiplantae; Streptophyta; Magnoliopsida; Rosales; Cannabaceae.
UUUCCAGAUUAGUUUUUGUUAAUAAAUUGUUUUUUGUCAUCAACAAAUUGUAAUAAAAUAUCGUUAAGAGAAGGUUAGUUUUGUAAUCAAAUAUAAUAAGAGACAAAGAGAAGAUGAAGAUUCUAGAGACAAACUCAAGAUUAGAGACACUCGACUUAAAGAGAGUUGAGAAUCUGUAUAUGUGUUGUGUAUUAGUAUGCUUUCCUAAUCCUACUAUGAACUAUAUUUAUAUAGUUUUCUACUAGAAAAUUUCUAUUUCUAACCAAUGUGCAACUAAAUAACACAAAUUUAUAUUUUGAAAUAAAAACAUUCCAUUUCUAGUUAAUAUAGAAAGAAACAUAAAUAUUAUUUUAUUCACAUUUGGCAAUACAUUUUGACUAGAAUCCUUUAGCACUAUAAAUAUAAAGCAAUCAAAAGAUCUUAUAAAGUUUAGAAUUGAAAAAAAAAAAAAAAGAUUUUAAACAAGCUGCCAAAUGUUUUUGGAAAGAGCUUCCACCAGUCCACCACUUGAGCAUAAAAAAAAUAAUUGUCAAACUAGUUGUACUUCUGCUAUACCCAUUGGACUGUAAGGAAAAUUGCUCUUAAUUCAGCUUCCAUGGCUGAACCUGCUUUCUCCAUUCUUCCAUGUAGCAUCUGUAAAAAGCACCAUCAACGAUGGCUAGAGUUCACCAACCAUCCAUUCCUUAUGUCUCCUGGGCUCAAUAUUUCACCUAGAAUAUUCUUCAGACUUAACAAAAUCCAUGAAAGACUUUGAACUUUUUGCCUAACUACCUCCAAUGGAUAGAAAAAUGCAACCUACUCCUUGUAGGGAGGGCUUCAUUUGAAACUCCCCAAAGUAUCACCUCGUUUUGAAUGAGAGAGAAUCGAAAGAAUUCUUUCUUAUCUAUUUGAAUGAAAGAUUACAAGCUUUAUAUAUAUUGAGCUAGAGCUAACAACACUAACAAUGUAAAGACCGCCUAACUUUAAUAUAGUAGAUCAUGAAAUAAUUAGAGUUUAAUUAUGAGAUUGAGUUAUAAAUCAUGAUUUACGCAUUUGUGGAGAUUUAUAUGAAUUCAGAUUAUGCUAUUUAUGAUAUAUGUGUAUUUCUUGUUUAUCGUAUUUUGUGCCUAGUGGCAGUGGAACGCGACGUUGGGCCAUUAGAGAGUCACGUUUUUAUAUGGUUUAGAAUUUUAUUAGUAGCGGGACAACAUGGUUGAUCAUUGGAAAUAUCGGGAAAUUGUUGGAUUGGAUCGGAGUCCGAGGGACAAUACUUGCAUUAUAUUCCUCUUCAAAUUCUUCUUUGCACCUUUCAUGCUUGCUUUACAUGUUUUUCAUUGAGAUUUUUACACCUCAUGUCAAAAUUGACAUCUUUUUUACAUUUUUAUCAAUACACGGUUUUUUAAACUUUUUUAACUUUUACAUUUUUCAAUUUUACUUUUCAAAAAGUUUCAUAAUUACAAUUUUACCUUUUUCCUUCUUCCUUACACACGUACACGCACGCCACCUCAUAACUCCUUUCUUAUUUUUUUUUUGAAUUUUUCAUUUAUCUGAUUCUUCCACUCUUCAAACCGAGCUUCCCACGAUCACCAUUAUCAAGCCCUAACCCAUUUCUUCUUCCCACGAUCACCUUCUCCAAGCCCUCACCCACGUUUUCCUCAACCUACAUUGUCAUGCUCCACUAUAUUUUUUCUAUAUAAAUGGCAUCCACUAGAAGUGGUUCGAAAUCACCAUCUCCGGCGAAGAAACUUUCUAAAAAAUCGAAGAAGCCUCCAACUGUUACUUCCAAAGUCGAAGCUAAGAUGGGGUUAAAAAAAAUUGCUAAAAAUUUAGUGGGUGAUGUUCCAGAGACAUCGGGCACUAAGAAAAGAGCCCUUCCAGUUAAGGCCGAUGCUCAUAAGCCUAAGAGAGCAAAAAUUUCCAAGUCUGCACGCGAUGUAAGUUUCUCUUUGUUGUUUUUAAAUUUUUCUUUAGUUUUUUUUCUGGUUGUUUUAUUUGUGGUGUUACAUUUGAUGAUUUAAAGUUUUCCCCAUUUUUUGUUCUAGGUUUCCUCAGAUUCUGAUUUUGAGGAUGAAGUGCAUGCUGAGGACCAAAAGCCUAAAGUUAAAUCGAAGGUCCAUGCUAGGACCUCAGAGAAGGUUGAAGGAUUUGACUUACCAAAGAAAAAUCCCCCUAAGGUGUCCUUUUUUUUUAAAAAAAAUUAUUUUUAUUAUUUGUUUUCUGUUUUUGUUUUAGUUUUUGUCCUGAUUUAUUUUGUUUCAAUUGAUACAGGAAUGAGAUUAUAUUUAUGACCAGAAGAAUCUCUUCAUUGCGAAAGCCUUUUCGACUGCUACUUUCCAGGUGAUAGAGAACAUUAAGUCUUGUCUUUCAGAUGUACAGCUUGAAAUGUUUUCCAAAACCUGUUUUGGACAUUUCCUUAACCUUCCUGAUUUUAAAGUUCAUCCCCAAGUGUUUCACGGGUUGUUGCUCCGGGAGGUUCAACAACCUAAUGAUGCUGAGUUGUGGGUAAUGAUACGCGGUGUUAGGCUUAGGUUUAGCAUUGAGGAGUUUGCUUUGAUUACUGGGUUAGACUGUGACUGUGACUGUAGUGUUUUAGAUUUUAAGCAAGACGUUAAUAGUCUUUGUGAAAAAUAUUGGCCAACUUCGUCCUCUAUCACUAAGGAAUCUGUUAGGGAAUGUUUUACCACCAAGAGGUGGGGUGAUUCUGAUGAGGAUGCUGUGAAGUUGGCAGUUUUGUAUUUUGUGGAGUGGUUCUUGCUUAGUGGCACUAAGCAUAAAAAUGUACCUAAGUCUAUUUUAGAUGUUGUAGAUAGUGGGAGGUACAAUGAAUUUGCUUGGGGCCGGAGUUCUUUUGAAUUGACUAUUUCCUCAUUGAAGGGUAAGCUUGAUAGUUGGGUUGAGGGUGUUAGGAAGGCAAGGAGUUCGGGAAAGAGGCCGAGUAUUUUUUACACUUUGAUUGGUUGUCCUCAUGUUCUUCAAAUUUGGUUCUACGAGUGUUGUAAGUACAUGAAAGGUAAGUACUGCCAAAAGGAAAACUCUCGUAUUCCAAGGAUCACUCAGUGGACAUGCAAUAGUCAGCCUACUUUCAAAGUUUUGAAGACUACUAUUUUUGAUGUUUCCAAAGAUAAGCUGCAACUUUCAAAUAUGAGGCCCACGGCUGGUGAGUUCAAAGCUUUGAAACUGAGCAGUUUCAAGUUUGACACUGACUACAACUCUUACAAGAGUCUUCCUGUUCCCGAAGAGCCAACUGUUGCUCAGAGUGACAUUUCUGUCAAGCUUGAUGAUUUUUCUGAGAAAUUUGAUGGGUUGGAGGUCAAGAUCGAUUUGUUGCAUACUUCCCAACAGAAGAUUUCAUCAGAUUUGGUUGAGUUGAAAGAGUUUGUGUCUGCACAGUUUGUUUCUUUUGGUGCUCAGAUGGCUUCAAUGCAGACACAGUUUUCUACUGUUUUUGCCGAUUCCUAUGCCAAGGACAAAGGCAGUGACUCUUCCAAUGAUGAUGAUGGAAGUGGUGAUGAAGCAGAUUUUGAUUUAAAUGAAUCUGAAGAAACUGAUGACAAUGAAGAAGAGAAUGUUAUGGGUGAUGAAGAAGGUGAGGGUAGUGAAGGUGAAGAGAAGGAUGGUCAAGCUGAUGAAGAUUCUGACUCAAAAGAAAAAAAUGAUAAGGGCAGUGAUGAUGAAUCCACUGAUAGUGAGGAGAAGGUAGAUAAGUAGACAAUGUAACUAGGUUUUAGUUACUUUGUGUGGUUUAUUUUGUUGUAAGUCCGUUUUUUUUUUUUU